AUGGCGGAUGGCCACACAGGACUGAACUUACCUGAACCACCAACCAUCACAGCCCCACAUGUAAGCUUGGAACAAUGGCUCAACAAGCUCUUCCUCCGCUUCUGGGCACAGCCUGAAGCUCGGAUCAAACCCACACGAGCACAAAACCGGGGGAGCCACCAGAGGGGUAAAGAGCGGCUUGCACAGGUACGCCCUCUGGGCACUCGCAACCCAUGAGCCAUGA
Messenger RNA from Pelobates cultripes (western spadefoot toad), 223 nucleotides. The record is from the annotation of a GenBank genome assembly. Lineage: Eukaryota; Metazoa; Chordata; Amphibia; Anura; Pelobatidae.